ACAGCCAUGAGAUGCGGAUGCUUCUGCUGGAUCUCCUGAGGUCAUGGGUACAAAGUCAGGGCAGCAAUCAUUCUCCUGGGGAAAUGGGUAUUUCCUCCCCAUCAGACCAGUAUAACACAGAGAUGGUUGCAAAGGGACGUUGCUGGGAAUAUAAAGAUUUAUUGGCUGUAGAUUGGGGGAGAGGGGUGAAUUAUAGGAAGCUGUUAUUGCUCAGUGUCAACACUUUUGUUUCUUUGAGAUCUGUAGUUGUGCUCAUAAGUGAUUUUCCUGGUGGUUUUGACCCAGUAGAAGUUUAAAGGACAAAAGGUCUAUGUUGUGGAAGGUGUAUUCCUUCCUCGACUGCUAUUUAACUCGACAGGCCCUGGGAUUUAAUGGAGCUAUUCGCAAUGCAGGAGGCUGUGGCCCUGCCCUCAGGGUGGGAUGUGACAGGUAUAUGGAUUUGUGUUUUCCAGGCUCAACUGCCAUCAGGGGUCCAAAAGCAGUGAGCGGCCGGGAGCGGGGCUCGUUGACUGUGCAGUGUCACUAUGUCCACGGGUGGGAGACCUACAAGAAGUGGUGGUGUCGAGGAGCUGAUUGGAAUCUCUGCACGACCCUUGUUAAAACCACUGGAUCAGAGCAGAAGGUGAAGCAGGGCCGUGUGUCCAUCAUGGACAAUCAGAGAGACCGCGUGUUCAUCGUGACCAUGGAUGAGCUCAGACAAGAUGAUGCGGACACUUACUGGUGUGGGAUUGAGAGAACCGGAGUGGACCUGGGGGACAAAGUUAAAGUGACCAUUGACCCAGCACCAACUACAGUGUCAACCACCACCUCCACCACCACCACCACGUCCACAGCACCAGUCACCCCAGAAGAGACCCAAGUCUCCCCGACUCUGACCAGCUACCACUCUGACAGCAGUGGUGCCUCCAUAGAGCCCAGCGUCCUCAUUCCCCUCAUCUUUGCCGUGUUGCUGCUUCUCUUGGUGGCAGCAGCGCUCUUGGCUUGGAGAGUGGUGAAGCGACAGAAGAAAGCUCCUGGGAUAUCCCCAGAGCAGGUGCUCCAGCCCCUGGAGAGCGACCUCUGCUAUGCAAACCUGACCCUGCAGCAGACUGGAACCUCUCCCCGCCCCUCCCGGAAGAAGGCCUCCAGAAAGCCCCAUUCCUCUGCCCAGGCGGACCAGGUGGAAGUGGAAUACGUCACCAUGGCUCCCUUUCCAAUGGAGGACAUUUCCUAUGCGGCUCUAUCCUUGGACACCUGGGGACAGGAACCAACCUACAGCAACAUGAGCCACCUCAUCACCCACACCCCCAGCAGGAGCCAUGAGGAGCCCACGGAAUACAGUGCCAUCAGGAAGCCUUAGCCUGUGCUCCAGGACCCCCACUCCAACUCCACGUGGCCUGUGGGCACGUUCCUACCUCGUCUGCUUUCUGCCCACAGUCCCCUCACGGGUCCAACCGAUGACUGAGGCCUCUGGCUGAUCCAGCCAGCAUUACCUCUUGCUCUGACCUGGGCUCAGGGGGCUUCUGGGAGAUAGACAGGGAUCUCUCCUCAUCACUUCCUCUCCCACAGAGCUUGGGAGGGACUAGUGCUAUGC
This is a messenger RNA of Ceratotherium simum simum (southern white rhinoceros), 1573 nucleotides long. The record is from RefSeq and is a predicted model, not a curated record. NCBI's taxonomy places the organism in Eukaryota, Metazoa, Chordata, Mammalia, Perissodactyla, Rhinocerotidae.